UCCGACAAUGGAGGAGACACAAUUUUUUGCUAAAAGAGUAUAUGAAUAGACCAGCACGUGACAUUUGUUUGGAUGCCGUCAUAACGACGCCAGGGGGACUCCACGCUGGAAGCUCCAGGUCACCUUUAAUUGUACAGUCGAUAUUGCAACUUUUUGUGACACGUUGUCUUUUUUAAACAAGCAGAGCUAUGGGCUUUGACAAAACGUUCUUAAAUAACACGAGAAGAGACAAUUUUACGAUCUUACGAGCCAAAGGUAAAUUUCAGCCAUAUUGGAUUUCGUUCACAUAGGCCUACUAGUUAAUGGUGCAAUGGGAUUUCUACUUUCAAAACUAGCAGAAGCUCUGCAAGGAUUCGAAAUGUUUAAGGACGACCCUGCAAAGAUAUUAAUGUUAGGACUGGAUGCAGCAGGUAAAACCACCAUUCUGUAUAGAGUAAAGCUGAGCGAUAGCAUCACCACGCUCCCCACUAUCGGGUUUAACGUAGAGACCGUGAGCCCGUGCAAGGGGUUAACCUUCACUGUGUGGGACGUUGGUGGCCAGGAGAAAUUCCGACAUCUGUGGAAACACUACUAUCAAAACACACAAGGUUUAAUUUAUGUUGUGGAUAGUUCGGACAGAGAAAGACUUGAUGAAGCAAGGGAGGAAUUAUUUGGCAUAAUGGAAAGCCCUGAGAUGAAGGGGGUCCCUGUGGUUGUCAUUGCCAACAAACAAGAUUUACCUGGUGCUUUGAGCACAGCACAAAUGAUAGAAAGUUUACAACUACGGAUGCUUCCACGUGAAAACAAGUGGCACGUGCAGGCUGCGUGCGCACCAACAGCACAGGGUUUAUAUGAAGCUUUGGAUGAAAUGGCACGUUUGGUAAAAAAAUUUAGGAACCACAACAGGGCUUAUUCAGCGGGAAAAAAUAGGUGACUUUGCAAAUUUGAAAUUCAUUUUUACUCACCUGCUGAAAAGAAACAAUCAGGCCCCAGUUUCGCAAAAAAAAAAAAAACAAAAA
This is a messenger RNA of Lingula anatina, 998 nucleotides long. RefSeq lists its product as uncharacterized. Gene Ontology annotation, molecular function: GTPase activity; GTP binding. NCBI's taxonomy places the organism in Eukaryota, Metazoa, Brachiopoda, Lingulata, Lingulida, Lingulidae. The record is from RefSeq and is a predicted model, not a curated record.